Molecule: messenger RNA, 3793 nt
Organism: Syngnathus typhle (broad-nosed pipefish)
Lineage: Eukaryota; Metazoa; Chordata; Actinopteri; Syngnathiformes; Syngnathidae
Gene: lbr
Product: lamin B receptor
Exons: 15
Coding region: 401-2233 (610 amino acids)
Biological process (GO): sterol biosynthetic process
Cellular component (GO): nuclear inner membrane
Molecular function (GO): oxidoreductase activity, acting on the CH-CH group of donors, NAD or NADP as acceptor
Source: RefSeq, a predicted model, not a curated record
CCAGUGGUUGUUGUCAAGAGGGAGGGAGAUACAAGCUUACGUCAGACGUUAGAGGACUUGUAAUUUCUUAAUAUUCAGAUUGAUUUAUUAAGUCGUAACUUUGUUAGAGGGGGAGUUUUUAACUAGUUUUUGCCUUAUUUGGAUUUAUCGCUACAAGUGCCGAGGGGAUGUGACUGUUUAAAGCCUCAUCCCACACUACCCAACCCCACCCUGGCCUCUGAGCCAUCUGAUGGGAAACUGCAUUCCAAAUUCACCAGUGGCAUCCCAUAUGGACCAGGACACGAGCCAGUAGUACGAUCCCAGGAACUAACUUAGGGUGUGUCCUGUCAUUCUCUGAAUUCAAAGUUUGUUUUCCCCUGCCUGAGUCUAGUAAUCCUGCUCAGCCAACCCGCCAAAGACCAUGCCGAGUCCGAAGUACCAAAGCGGGGACAUGGUGAUGGGCCGCUGGCCUGGUAGCAACCUGUACUAUGAAGUUAAGGUAUUAGCUUUUGACUUGGAAAGUCAUCUGUACACAGUCAUCUACAAGGAUGGGACUGAGCUUGAGCUGAGGGAGCAGGACAUCAGGAAUCCUCAUCGUCUCCAGCCACGGUCCCGCUCUCGUUCCCGAUCACCUGGCCGCCGUCGCAGCCGCUCCCGGUCCCCGGCGAGGACGACACGGCGCUCUUCCUCCCGUACGGCGGCAGUAACGGAGAGCACGCCACCGUCAAGCCGGGAUUCAAAGUUGAAGGAAAUGGUUGCAAUUCGACUCCGUCCUCUGCAGCAACCCAGAAUGGCUGCUGAGAGCAAUAGCAACAAUAAGCAUGAACACAAAGAGGAAAGUAACACUGCAAACAAAGUCAAUGAGGCUGAAGCAAAGACGGAGCCAGAACCCGAGAAGAACCAGAAUCGUUACAAUCUGCGUCGUAGGAAGAAUGAUAGCGAGACUAAACCACAACAGUUACUGGAAGAUACCAAAGUGGCUACAGCUCCUGCAGCGACGGUCUCCAGACUUUCCACCCAACUUGACUUUGGGGGCAAGAUUGGGGCAUACUUCUGGUUGCUCUUCUUGCCGUCCUGGGUUCUUUUUGUGAUUCUCCAAGUCAACUUGGAGGAUCCCAGCUUGGUCAACUUCCCACCCCCUGUACCACCUCUUGAGACUUUUUGGGAUGCUCAGGCUCUGGGCUUUGUUGUCCUGUGGAUCUUAUUUCAGGUCCUCCUUUAUAUCCUGCCUGUGGGAAAGCUAAGCGAAGGGAUUCCACUGAGAUCUGGUGAGAGGCUCAAGUACAGAACCAACGGUUUCUUUGCCAUUGCGAUGAGUGCGGCAGUUGUUGCAGCAGCCGUCCAUCAGGGAAUCGACCUCACCUACAUCCACAGCCACUUCUUGCAAAUUGCUGUAGCGACCUUCCUCAUCUCCGUCCUGCUGAGUGUCUACUUGUAUAUCCGUUCCCGUUACGCUCCACCAGACCAGCAUGCACUUGGUGGAAGCUCCGGCAAUGUGAUAUAUGACUUCUUCAAGGGACAUGAGCUCAAUCCCCGCAUUAAAAAUUUUGAUUUGAAAUUCUUCUGUGAGAUGCGUCCAGGACUAAUCGGCUGGUGCUUGAUCAACUUUGCAUUCGCGCUGACAGAGAUGCAACAACAAGGUUUGGCUACUCCAUCCUAUGCCAUGAUUUUGGUGAAUGCCUUCCAGCUGAUCUAUGUAGUGGAUGGUCUGUGGAAUGAGGAGGCCAUCUUGACCACCAUGGAUUUGAUGCAUGACGGCUUUGGCUUCAUGCUGGCCUUUGGAGAUCUAGUGUGGGUGCCUUUCACUUAUACCCUGCAGGCCUAUUAUCUGGUCAGUCACCCAAAUGAGCUGAGCCUCCCAGCCGUCGCUGCCAUCAUCUUGCUCAAAUUUAUUGGCUUCUACAUCUUCAGAAAAUCCAACUCUGAGAAAAAUGCCUUCAGGAGAAACCCAACAGACCCCAAACUGUCAUACCUGAGGACCAUUCCCACAGCGACAGGAAAAAGUCUGCUGGUGUCUGGUUGGUGGGGGGUCGUCCGUCACCCCAACUACUUAGGAGACCUCAUAAUGGCUCUGGCCUGGUCAAUACCCUGCGGCUUUCGUCACCUGUUGCCAUGGUACUACAUGAUCUACUUCAUCAUCCUGCUGGUGCACCGAGACUCUCGGGACAUGAGCAAUUGCAGGAGGAAGUAUGGCUCGGCCUGGGACGAAUACUGCCGAACGGUCCGCUAUCGGAUCAUCCCACGUGUCUACUGAGGGGAGUGGUGAUGGACACUUUUUGAGCCGGUAUUACUGCCACAGAAUCUCUCACACACCAAUCAUUUCUAUCAUGAUUUGCAUUGUCAUUCAAAAAAAUGAAUUUAAAGAAGCGGUAUCAUGCUAUUAUAAGCAUUCCACAGAUAAUUAUAGGCGGGUUUGUAUAUUAUUAUAUAUUACCUUUUGCAUACCGGUGAUCAGAUUUUUUAAUUAAUAGGAAUUAUUUUGAUGGCUAUUCAUCUAACCUGGAAGGAAAAAAACAAAACCCGUCUUCGCAUUUCUCACAUUUUGGUAGGCUGAGUUGAGGUGCGUUCAAUGACUGCUCUCAAAGUAGGACAUCUAAAAAAAUGACAUUAGAAAAUCACUUAUUGCACCAAAUAACAAUAAGUAAGACGUGAGCAUUCUGCAGAUGGUACGUGUAAACAUUUAAUAAUUUAUUUGAUGCAUCAAAAUUGGAACAGCCGCUUGGCUACUCAAGUUGCAGGGUCAGCUGCCCUGAGAAAGUCGCCCUGUGUUUGGUCUGCAAGGGCGGUACGGGGGUAGCUCCUCACUUUGUGAUGUCACAAUGUGAUGACCCAGUCGUUUUCUUGGAUCGGCUGGGAUUGGUGCUUAGAGAGGAGGAAUGAGCAGAAAUGCCCCGAGAUCACUUUAGGUGUUUUUGGUGAGGAAUUUGCAUUUUAACAUGUAAAAUGGUCAAAAAAAAAAAAAAGAUUUCGCAUGAUAUGGCUCCUUUUAAACAUCUUGAUUGGGGAUCUUUUGCGCGUCGGUAUAUUUUAACAACAUUUUUACCGAAAAAAAUCAAUAUGGACUUAUGUCAUCGUGAAGUAUUUGCAAAAGAAUCAGGAGGAAAAUGUAAUAUUAUGCAAUGCAAAAAAACAAUGUCUGCAAAGAAAGUCUCGGUAGGAUGUAUAUAUUUUUGUACAUACACAUUUGUUUUUAUACUUUUGCUAAAACAAAACCACUUGUUUUAUUUUUAGCUCCAAUUAGGAUUUUACUUUUAAUGAUUGUAUUGUCUAUUUUCCUCAGGACCCACAAGUAUUCUUCCAGGAAUUUGUAUUGCAGAGGUUUACCUGUACAGUCUCAACUUUUGUAUAGAUGCCUAGUGUUUGACUUAAGAGUUGUUGGUUUUUUAAUUCCUUGCAUAAUGGAUUUGAUAGGAUUUUGAAACUCAAGGUGACUUGCCCAAUGUGUUGGAUGGGCCAAGCUUUAAUGCCAUGUCAUUAAUGACACAUUUAUACUGUGAUAACAUACAGACAUGAAUUACAUCGUCAUUGUCUGCACGCUCAGUAUUUGCAGCGCUUGAUCAAAAAAAGAAGUAGCAAUGUUUGAACUGAAAGAAUUGUAAAUAUUUUUGCUUUAUUCAUGGGAAAACAAAACAUGAUAGGAAUUUUUCUUUAUAGAUAUUUAAUGUUGCUUUUUCGUAUUGUAAUUUGGGCCAUUGUAGUAUUAUUUACAAACAACUCUGCCAUAUUUCAUCUUAACACAAAAGUACCUCCGCAAAAUGACUGAUUAAACUGUAUCUGUAUACACGUUGCAGCCCAAAUAAAGAUUUUAUUUUCA